UUGGAGUCCUUACUAAAGAUGGCAUUCUUUGGUGGUUGUUCAGUCCAUCGUCAGCUUCAAAACAAUGAGUUGAACAACUUUUGCAUCAAUUGUAAAGUAGCUAUAUGUAAACACUGCAUUUCACCAUCUUCAUCAUCUAAUGUGGGAAUCAGCCAUCAUCAUGGUCAUAGGCUACUAAAGAUUUAUCGGCAUGUGUACACAGAUGUUGUUCCUCUUGAUGAUAUCAGAGCACAUCUUGAUAUCUCCAAAAUACAGACGUACAAAUGCAACAAGAAGUGGAUCAUAUCUUUCAACCCACUUCCGCACAACGGUUCAGGAUCUCAAUGUUCAAAUGUGAGAGGGACUUGUUAUUCUUGCAAACGAAAACUCCAUGAUCCUCAUCUCUAUUGCUUUUGUUGUAUUGCAUGCAAGGUAUUCCCU
Cuscuta epithymum is the source of this 420-nucleotide messenger RNA. The record is from the annotation of a GenBank genome assembly. Lineage: Eukaryota; Viridiplantae; Streptophyta; Magnoliopsida; Solanales; Convolvulaceae.